AUGCUAGAGGAAGAACCCGCUCCCGUGGCUGCUGUCGCUGCAGCUGGCGUCAAAUCAACGGUGGCACCUCCCGCCAACGACUUCGAGGCCACCGCCAAUAAGCUCAUGAAGCCCGUGCCGGACUAUCCCGUCAAGGACCUGGCCCACUACGUGUGGGAGAUCAGCAAUUGGUCCUCAAUUGCCUCCCAGGACAAGGUCAGAUCGCCCACAUUCAAAUGCGGGGGUUACGAGUGGAACAUCUUGUUAUUUCCAAGAGGAAACAACAGCAACAACACGUCCAUCUCGAUCUACAUGGAGCCUCAUCCAUUGGUGGAGUCUGACGAUUGGUACGUGUGUGCACAGUUCGGAUUGGACCUUUGGAACCCAGCCCAUCCCGAGUCCCACUUGCCCAGUGGCUCCAGCCAUCGGUUCAACAAGAACGAGACAGACUGGGGAUUUUCGUCUCUCGUGGAAGUCCAUCAACUUCAAAUAGCCAACUCCUCAAACCCUCGUAUUUCCGCCCACCUGGCCCCAAUUCUUCAGAACAACAAAUUGAACAUCACUGGAUACGUCAAGGUGAUUGAUGAUUCUUCUACUGGGGUGUUAUGGCAUAACUUUGGCGAUUACGACUCCAAAAAGGCAGCGGGUUACGUGGGGUUGAACAACCAAGGUGCUACUUGCUACCUCAACUCAUUGUUGCAGAGUUACUUCACAACCAAGAACUUUCGCGAAUUGGUAUACAAAAUCCCUACCAGCUCAUCAAAUGCAGGCAAAACAUCGGUGGCCUUGUCUCUUCAAAGAAUCUUCUACAUGUUGACAACUUCAAAUGAGCCUGUUGGAACAAUGGAACUCACCAAAUCCUUUGGGUGGGACUCGUCUGAUGCAUUCACCCAACAUGAUGUUCAAGAACUUAACCGUAUCUUGAUGGACAAGCUUGAAAUUGCCAUGAAAGGAUCUGCUGUCGAGAACAGUCUUAAUGAUAUUUUCGUGGGUAAAAUGAAGUCUUACAUCAAGUGUGUAAAUGUCCCUUAUGAGUCGUCUAGAGUAGAAGAUUUUUGGGAUAUUCAGCUUAAUGUUAAGGGAUUCCGCACUUUACAAGAAUCUUUCCGCAACUACAUUGAAAUAGAGAUGUUGGAUGGAGAAAACAAAUAUCAAGCCGGUGAUGAAUAUGGGUAUCAGGAUGCCAAAAAGGGAGUUGUGUUUGAAUCAUUUCCUCCAGUUUUGCAUUUACAAUUAAAGAGAUUUGAGUACGAUUUUAUGGUUGAUGAUUUGGUGAAGAUCGACGACUUCUACGAAUUUCCAGACAAGAUUGAUUUAAAGCCAUAUUUAGAUGAAGAAGUCCCAUCUUCAGUUAAGUCCCAAGACUGGAAUUACAAGCUUCAUGGGGUUUUGGUGCACCAAGGUAGCAUUUCCAACGGUCACUACUAUGCGAUGAUUAAGCCCAACGCUGAAGAUUCAACAUGGUUGAGAUUCGACGACGACAAAGUUUGGAAAGUAACUCCAACCCAAGUAUUCCAGGAGAAUUACGGAGCGAACGAAUUAUCUCAAGCAGAGUUUGCUAGAUUAUCAAGACUUGAACAACAGGAAAAUCUAAUUAGAAGGGUCACCUCCGCUUAUAUGUUGGUGUAUUAUCGUGAAUCUGAAUUGAGUACCAUUUUGCCAUCGGAUGAAUCCGCAAUCACUCUGACUAUUCCUCAACACAUUCCUGAACAGAUCGAACAUGAAAUCCAAGAACGCAAGCGUAUUGAACAAUCCAUGGAGGAGGCAGUAUACUUCAUGAAUGCAAAAUUCAUCACUACAAAGACCUUCAAUAAUUUCAGCGGUUUUGAUUUGGCCUUGGACUCUACCGUUAAUAAACUUUAUGAUGAUUCACUCGCUGGAACACUUGCGGACCCACUAACUGUGAAGGUUGCAAAGGACGAUCCGUAUUUAUCGUUAUACAAGCUUAUCGGUGAGAAAUUGGGAUACCUCGCAGAAGACUCUAUAGUGGACCAGCAGUCCCUUGCCUCGUUACCUUUUAGAUUGGUCAACACAAUGCAUAGAAAUAACCACACCAACCGUGCUGAUACUCCAAUUGACCCAAGUUUAGUUGGCUCAACUAUUGUUCAGGCAUAUUCUAAAUCUUUCAAUAGAAAGUAUGAUGAAAUGGUGUUUUUUGUUGAGGAGGUGAACAAGGAGAUGAGAAACCUUAACAGAAUCAAAGGCACCUAUACAGCUGUUGACCCUGCUGAUUUUAACUUUGCUGAUAUUGUCCACAAUAUUGAAAGUGUGGGCACCACAGUCAGUAAGGAAAAUUCAUUUGUCGAUAUUGAUGAUGGUUCAACCCAUAUCUUGAUAUUUAUCAAGUACUUUGAUCCAAUUGCUCAGGAAGUAAAGGGGUUGACACAUAUCGCAGUUGCUAAGCAUGAUCCAAUCAAACUGAUUAUAAAGGAUAUUAACAAGUUUUUGAACUUUGAUGAUUCACAAGAGCUUGAAUUGUACGAGGAGUUGUCACAUUCAAAAAUCGAGAAAAUUGAUUCGACUUUGACUUUUGAGAAGCAUGAACUUAGCAAUGGUGAUAUUAUCACUGUUCAGACCUCUAAUGUUGCUGAGAUUGCGGGCGAUAGAAAAUUCAAGGAUGUUCGAGAAUAUUACAAAUUUUUGUUGACUAGAAUGCAUAUUCUGGUGAAGCCCUUUAAGGCUGAGAUUGACGAAGAGGAUAGUGAUUUUGUGGCGGAUGAAAAUGAAGGCUCAAAUGGAGCCACGAAUGGGGUAAAUGGAGAAAAGGGGACAAAUACGUCCGAAGAUGACGAGAUAACUACACAUGAGAUCGAAGUGGCUAAGCAAAUAAGUAAAUCCUUUGAUUUUUGGAUUUCAACCCUUUCUACAUACCAAGAGUUAGCACAAGAAAUUGCAGCCAAACUCGAGCCCAAUGUUCACCCAGAUUAUUUGAGAAUAUUUAUAGUGAAUCAUCAAGGUGUAAGGCACCCAUUGAAGAGUCACCAUCAGUUGUCUCAAAUAUUCCCAAAAAUUUGCCCUGUCAAUCAAGUGUAUUCAUUUGAAUACGAGAUUCUAAACAUCAAAUUAAAGGACUAUGAAAAUCUAAAGGCAGUCAAGGUUCAUUGGUUGUCUAGUCUACUCCAGUACCAAGUCUUUGAGUUAUUGGUUCCCAAGAAAGGAUUGGUAUCAGAUCUCAUCAACAAAUUGAUCCACAAGGUCAAGAUACCUAAGAAAGAUCAUAAGCAUAUCCUUGUGUGGAGUGGUAAAAAUAAGUCCUACAAUGAUUUGAUCAAGUUUGACAAACCUAUAGAGUCCAUUGAUGAACGCCUAGAUCUAUAUGUGGGUGUUUUCCCUGCAGAGGUAGAGAUUUUGUCUUCCCACGAUAUGAUCAAGAGAUUUACUGAAGAACCUGUUAGUUUGGAGGAUUUUGAGGACGAUGAAUUCAAGAAGCAAGAGUACUUGACAGCCAAGAAAUUGAGCAAGACUUUGAACUUGAUUCCAGCAUUCCACUUCUACAAGAACAGCAAUUUCCAUCAUGGUGUUCCUUUCAUUUUGGCCGUCUAUCCUGAGGAAACGUUCAGCGAAACCAAGGAUAGAUUAAGAAAGAAAUUAGGCUUGGGUAUUCAAGCUUUCGAUAAAAUCAAAUUUGCAUUGGCCGAUAGUCAGGAUAAGGGGGUAUACAUCGAUCACGAAAACAACGAUUUGGUGUUGUUCGACGAGGUUGGGAAAUCUCAAACAAACAUUUCUUUCGCUUUAGACCAUCCUGACCGUACCCCUCGUCGUCAAAACCCAUUUGACAAGGGUAUUUCCAUCAACUAG
Suhomyces tanzawaensis NRRL Y-17324 is the source of this 3777-nucleotide messenger RNA. Its product is annotated as ubiquitin-specific protease. Gene Ontology annotation, cellular component: nucleus; cytosol. Gene Ontology annotation, molecular function: cysteine-type deubiquitinase activity; protein binding; cysteine-type endopeptidase activity. The coding region runs from base 1 to 3777 and encodes 1258 amino acids. The transcript has a single exon. Gene Ontology annotation, biological process: protein deubiquitination; regulation of protein stability. NCBI's taxonomy places the organism in Eukaryota, Fungi, Ascomycota, Pichiomycetes, Serinales, Debaryomycetaceae. The record is from RefSeq and is a predicted model, not a curated record.